UUAUGUCUGGUGUAUUCUCCAUCACUACUUGUGCAGCUGUGCUCAUCAAUGGCCAAAGCCAAAGCUCCAAGGCGAACUCUCGAGUCUUACACAGUCAAAUCCAUCAACAAAACAAUUAAACCCGGCGACUGCGUUUUAAUGCGUCCGUCGGAUCCGUCGAAGUCGUCGUACGUGGCGAAGAUCGAGGGGAUCGAAUCCGACGCGCGUGGCGUCAACGUGAAGGUGCGCGUGCGCUGGUACUACCGGCCGGAGGAGUCGAUCGGAGGCCGCCGGCAGUUUCACGGUUCCAAGGAGGUGUUCCUCUCCGAUCACUACGACCUUCAGAGUGCCGAUACAAUCGAAGGCAAGUGUAUGGUCCACAGUUUCAAGAGUUACACGAAGCUUGACGCCGUCGGAAACGAUGAUUUUUUCUGUCGUUUCGAGUAUAACUCCUCCACCGGAGCUUUCAAUCCCGAUCGUGUCGCCGUGUAUUGCAAAUGUGAAAUGCCUUACAACCCUGAUGAUCUAAUGGUUCAGUGUGAAGGUUGCAGCGAUUGGUAAUAUUUGGAAUGAGCAAGUGCUGUAUCUUUGGAGAUUAAUGAUUGUUUGGAAAGUGUGGAGGCUCUUCACGUCUUUUUGCAAUUGUAUAUAAAAAGACUGGACUUUGUUCUUAAAUCUAAAGCACCUAGUUACUUAUAACAAAUAAUUAGGAUUAAAUUUAGAGGCAAGAAGAUUGGAAAUAUAACCUUAAGAGUAGAGUGGAAUUGUAAAUUUGAUUGGAUGAGAACUGAGCUUUUAGGGAUGAUUAUAUAUUUAGUUGAGUUAGUGAUAUACAAAUGUUAAUAGGCACAACUUCCUGUGGGUUAUACCUCACAGUGUAUAGCUUUGGUUGGAUGAGAACUGAGUUACCAUAUGAAACAUGUACUAUUUGAUUUGUUUAAAGGGAGGGGGGAAGUCAUAAGGGUGCUUUUUUAUUUACAAUGUGAUUUGGUCUUUCAGUAUCUGGCUCUCCAAUUUUCUUAUAUAAAGUUGAUUCAGAUUUAUGCCUAUUUUAUUGGUUCUUGCUGUUACCAAAUGGUUUCAUGCAUCAAAAACAUUAAAUUUAUAGGAAAAACGUUAUGAAAUUUUGUGUUUAAACCUUUACAAUCUUCAGCAUGUUACUUCUG
Molecule: messenger RNA, 1145 nt
Organism: Pistacia vera
Lineage: Eukaryota; Viridiplantae; Streptophyta; Magnoliopsida; Sapindales; Anacardiaceae
Product: chromatin remodeling protein SHL
Exons: 4
Coding region: 49-540 (163 amino acids)
Molecular function (GO): chromatin binding
Source: RefSeq, a predicted model, not a curated record